GAUCCAUUUUGUAUAGGGAAAAAAACCCUAAAAGCACACUACAUGGUUGUCUUCUCGGAGCGGCAAAGCUAUCUACAGAGCAAAGCUUGAUCAAUCAUCUGCGGCAAUGGGUAAGGGAACAGGGAGCUUUGGUAAGAGGAGGAACAAGUCACACACGCUGUGUGUCAGAUGUGGUCGCCGUAGUUUCCACAUCCAGAAGAGUCGUUGUUCGGCCUGUGCUUAUCCAGCUGCUCGCAAGAGGACAUAUAACUGGAGCGUGAAGGCAAUUAGAAGAAAGACAACAGGAACUGGUAGGAUGAGGUAUCUCCGCAAUGUCCCUCGCAGGUUCAAGACUGGCUUUAGAGAAGGUACCCAAGCCACUCCAAGAAACAAGGCUGCAGCUGCUUCUUCCUAGGCAUUGUUCUUUUUGCGUUUUGCCGUUUGUUUCUUGUUUCUGAUGUAGCUUUUUUCGUUUUGGAAGAGAAACUACUUCGUUUUUUUUCUUUGCUCUUAUACUUUAUCGUCUAGUAUUCUAAAUUGAGAUCGUUUCAUAGA
This is a messenger RNA of Camelina sativa (false flax), 534 nucleotides long. NCBI's taxonomy places the organism in Eukaryota, Viridiplantae, Streptophyta, Magnoliopsida, Brassicales, Brassicaceae. The record is from RefSeq and is a predicted model, not a curated record.